This is a messenger RNA of Dryobates pubescens (Downy woodpecker), 1869 nucleotides long. RefSeq names its product MAPK activated protein kinase 5 (gene MAPKAPK5). Gene Ontology annotation, molecular function: ATP binding; calcium-dependent protein serine/threonine kinase activity; calmodulin binding. Gene Ontology annotation, cellular component: cytoplasm; nucleus. Gene Ontology annotation, biological process: peptidyl-serine phosphorylation; negative regulation of TOR signaling; Ras protein signal transduction. The coding region runs from base 427 to 1848 and encodes 473 amino acids. The transcript is spliced from 14 exons. NCBI's taxonomy places the organism in Eukaryota, Metazoa, Chordata, Aves, Piciformes, Picidae. The record is from RefSeq and is a predicted model, not a curated record.
UGGUAGCGCCGCGCCGGGACGCGCCGCCCGGCGGGUGUGCCCGGCUCAGGGUGCCGGCAAUGUCUGGCUCUCGGGCGGCGCGGGCGGCGACGGCGCCUCGGCGGCGGCGUCUCCCGAGUUGAGCGGCGGCUCUGGGCCCGCCCGCGCCCUCCCCGCGGUCCUCCCCCGCCUCCGUGUGGGGUCCCGGCCCCCCCCCGGCCCGUCCGGCCGGGGAUGAGGCGGUGCGGAGGUGGCACAAAGGCUCCUCCGGGGCUGCCCAUUGCCUAGCGCGGCCCAGCGCCCCCGGUCGGCCCCGCCGCCGCUCCUGGGUCCCCUCACCACCUGCCUCUCUUUUCUGCCUCUCCGGCCCCCGGAGUCCCGCUGUCCCUCGUUGGGCACGGGCCGGCGGCUCUUGCGCCCUAUAGCCACCCGUAGCCUCGCAGGAGGAUGUCGGAGGAUCACGAGAUGGACAAGAUGAUCAAGGAAACCUCCAUUUUAGAGGAGUACAACAUUAACUGGACUCAGAAGCUGGGAGCUGGGAUCAGUGGGCCUGUUAGAGUCUGCGUGAAAAAAUCCUCUCAAGAACGUUUUGCACUGAAAAUUCUUCUUGAUCGUCCAAAAGCUAGAAAUGAGGUACGUCUGCACAUGAUGUGUGCAACACAUCCCAAUAUUGUUCAGAUUAUUGAAGUUUAUGCUAACAGUGUGCAGUUCCCACAUGAAUCCAGCCCAAGGGCUCGGCUCCUAAUUGUAAUGGAGAUGAUGGAAGGGGGAGAGCUAUUUCACAGAAUCAGCCAGCACCGGCACUUUACUGAGAAGCAAGCAAGCCAAGUAACAAAGCAGAUAGCUUUGGCUUUGCAGCAUUGCCACUCACUAAACAUUGCACAUAGAGACCUCAAGCCUGAGAAUCUCCUCUUCAAGGAUAACUCUCUGGAUGCACCUGUUAAAUUGUGUGACUUUGGAUUUGCCAAAGUAGACCAAGGUGACUUGAUGACACCACAGUUCACUCCAUAUUACGUAGCACCUCAGGUAUUGGAGGCACAAAGAAGGCAUCAGAAAGAAAAAUCUGGUAUUAUCCCCACCUCUCCAACACCUUACACUUACAACAAGAGCUGUGACUUGUGGUCCCUGGGUGUCAUUAUUUACGUGAUGCUGUGUGGAUACCCUCCGUUUUACUCCAAACACCACAGUCGGACAAUCCCCAAGGACAUGCGGAAAAAGAUCAUGACAGGAAGUUUUGAAUUCCCAGAGGAAGAGUGGAGCCAGAUCUCAGAAAUGGCGAAAGACAUUGUGCGAAAGCUGCUGAAGGUCAAACCUGAGGAGCGGCUGACCAUUGAAGGUGUGCUGGACCAUCCCUGGCUCAACUCCACCGAGGCUCUUGAUAACAUCCUGCCCUCUGCCCAGCUGAUGAUGGACAAGGCAAUGGUUGCGGGGAUACAGCAGGCUCAUGCAGAGCAGCUGGCCAACAUGAGAAUCCAGGACCUCAAAGUCAGCCUCAAACCCCUCCACUCUGUCAACAACCCAAUCCUGCGCAAAAGGAAACUGCUGGGCACUAAGCCAAAGGAUGGUGUUUAUAUUCAUGACCCUGAGAAUGGAAGUAAUGAUUCCAACGUGGCUCUGGAAAAGCUCAGAGAUGUGAUUGCUCAGUGCAUUCUACCACAGGCUGGUAAAGGAGAGAAUGAAGAUGAGAAGCUGAAUGAAGUGAUGCAGGAGGCCUGGAAGUAUAACCGAGAGUGUAAGCUGCUGCGAGACACUCUCCAGAGCUUCAGCUGGAAUGGCAGAGGAUUCACAGACAAAGUGGAUCGGCUAAAACUGGCAGAGAUAGUAAAACAAGUUAUCGAAGAGCAGACAAACUCCCACGACUCUCAAUAGCUGGAGCUUCUUAAUCUUAUU